UUAAUGUAUCUAGGUAGACAUAUGUUUAUAGCUGAUUAUAAUAAUCCACUGCAUCAUCUCUCAAUUGUUAUUGACAUUAUUUAAAAGAAUAAUUCAAAAAAAAACAUUUGAAUAAAUAUCAUUAGGUAUCAUAUAGAACAAUAAAAUGGUCAUAUACAUGAGAAGCUUAGUUUCACCGUUAUCACGAUCAAUUGUUACAAAUUUUAUGUCGUUUCGUAAAAUGACUGCUAGUGUUAAAACAGAUUCUGUAAAAUCUUUAUUUUAUAAAGAAUAUGGAGAACCUGUAGAUGUUUUACACGUUACAACACAAUCUAUUAAUCAACCAGAAAAUAAUCAGGUUUCUGUCAAAUGGUUGUUAGCUCCUGUUAAUCCAGCAGACAUAAAUACAAUACAGGGUAAAUAUCCAAGUAAACCGCCUUUACCAGCUAUUCCAGGGAAUGAAGGAGUUGGUGAAAUAAUAGCUAUUGGAUCUAAUGUAAAAUAUUUAAAUAUUGGAGAUAGAGUUAUACCAAAUGGCACGCAUUUAGGAACAUGGAGAACGCAUGCAAAUUAUACUGUGGAAGAACUUCUGAAGGUUCCAAAAGAAGUUGGCGUUGUGGAAGCUAGUAUGUUAAAUGUAAAUCCAUGUACUGCGUACAGAAUGCUUAAAGAUUUUGUGGAAUUAAAACCUGGUGAUACUGUAAUUCAAAAUGGUGGGAAUUCAGCUGUUGGACAGAUGAUUAUUCAACUAUGUAAAAUAUGGAAUUACAAAUCUGUUAGUGUUAUAAGGGACAGACCUAAUAUAGAAGAAUUAAAGAAUUACUUGACGAGCUUGGGUGCAGAUGAAAUUCUUACUGAAGAUGAAAUAAGGAAAACUCAGAUUUUUAAAACUAAAAAGUUACCUUCACCAAAAUUAGCUCUUAAUUGUAUAUGCGGGCAAAAUGCAUUAGAAGUUCUAAGACAUUUAGCACAUGGAGGUAUUAUGGUAACUUAUGGUGGUAUGUCCAGAGAACCUUUAACAGUUCCAACGUCUGCACUUAUUUUUAAGGAUAUAACAUUAAAAGGAUUUUGGAUGACAGCAUGGACAAAGGUAAAUAUGAAUUCCAAAGAGCGUGAAAAGAUGUUUAGUGAAUUAGGAGCAUUAUUCAAGGAUAAGAGAUUAAAAGCUCCACCACAUAAGUUAGUUCCAUUUUGUCAGUAUCAAGAAGCUGUUAUUAAUGCACUCCAUACUGAUGGUCGAACUGGAGUGAAAUAUAUUUUGGAUAUGACUAAGCUAUAAAGUAAACUCUCUUUUAGAUUAUAACUUAGUUUUGAGAACAUUGCAUUUCUUCUAUCUUUAGUACCUUUUAUAUGAACUAAAAAUAAUUAUAUUUAUUAUUGUGCAAGAGACAUUAAUUUAAUGUUUAUGUGAUACAUAUUUUGUAGUGCACUUUUAAAUAAAAUUUUAAUGCAGAGUAA
Messenger RNA from Bombus huntii, 1437 nucleotides. RefSeq names its product enoyl-[acyl-carrier-protein] reductase, mitochondrial. Lineage: Eukaryota; Metazoa; Arthropoda; Insecta; Hymenoptera; Apidae. The transcript has 5 exons. Bases 146 to 1258 code for a protein of 370 amino acids. The record is from RefSeq and is a predicted model, not a curated record. Gene Ontology annotation, cellular component: mitochondrion. Gene Ontology annotation, molecular function: trans-2-enoyl-CoA reductase (NADPH) activity. Gene Ontology annotation, biological process: fatty acid metabolic process.